Messenger RNA from Colletotrichum phormii, 770 nucleotides. RefSeq lists its product as uncharacterized. The transcript has 2 exons. The record is from RefSeq and is a predicted model, not a curated record. The coding region runs from base 103 to 621 and encodes 172 amino acids. Lineage: Eukaryota; Fungi; Ascomycota; Sordariomycetes; Glomerellales; Glomerellaceae.
GGGGAUUAGUCGCCGGUGUUACUCCUCGCUCCAGCAUCAAUUUCGGCCAACAAACAGGACGAUGAAGCUUGGGAACGUUGUAAAGAGACCAUCAACUACCGUAUGCGCCUCAACCUCGCAAACUCGGACGCACCAGGCAUAGCAAAGAACCUCGGGCUAACUUUUGUUGACGACAAAUCCUUGUUCGAUGGGGCCUCCAAACGCCAACUUCGAUCUCAUUUUCGCAACUGGUCCCUGGAAGUAUUCCAGUCGGAGAACCCAAGGGCGAAGGAUAUAAACGCAGGGCUCGGAUAUUGGAUGCAAGGCUGUGGUGUUCCUCGAUACGUGUACUUCUUCGAGGUAGACCUAGAGUCCCUCCGGAGCAUCGUGUUCGAGGCGCCUCAACCGCCUAACUACGAUCUCGACUAUGUGCUACGACAUACAGACCAAGAUGAGAUUGAUGCCUUCGAGAACGCUCAUGAGCUUAUUAUGGGGUGUGGGGAAGAGAACGUCGGAUGGAUGAAGGUGUCUAUCGAGACAAUGGGUUCCGAUUGGUAUGAAGUAUGGCUUGGGAGUAUUGGCGGCGAUGCCAGCAUUUGGUAUGCCUUCUACCAACGCCCGCCUGAAAAGGUGUACUGGUAAGAAAGCUAUGAGAAGCUUCUCGCAUUCGUUACAACGAACGCAUCGCUCAUCUGCGUUUCUUUUGCGACGAUGAGCAUGUCCCGAUGCCAGAACCAUCUUCAAUGAACGAGGCGCAUGUAUGGCAGGGGUUGGCGCCAAGGCAACGAGUG